UAUCCUUCACUUAUUAACCUAGAAGCUCUUGGGUAGAACUCGUCAUAUGAAGUUGUACGACACAAAAGAAAACCUUAACUGAAGAAACACUUAUGUCCACUUACUUUACUCUUACUUUUUCCAUGUAGGCAGUUGCCGAGGUUUGUGGAUAUUGUCUUGGGAUCCUUUAGCGAGCAGCUGAUACUUUACUUUGCUGCCCCCUGAUUUUUGCAAGGAUACAGUAAUGUUAAAGAUUUUUUUAUGUGUUCUUCUUGUCGUUGAAAUCAGCCAUUGAUUUCCAUUCAUAUUUUCUUUAAUACAGUAGGGUUUGGCUGUAUGAGGGUUGCAACACUGUCCAUACUGAAGCAUCUGUUCCUUUAACAUCUUUUGGGUGCACUUUUGUAUUUUUAAUCGAUUUAGCAGGACUGCUUUAUGGUAAUAUUGGAUUUCUAUAUGUUUUUGUCUUCAAUUUGAUGAUGAUGCACUUUCACUUUUCAUGUAAAUUAACUCACUAAUAAAGCUGAAUAGGGAGUAACUCUGUUUUGAAACCAACCUCAAGUGGCCAUUUUUGGAACCGCAGUUUAUUUCGCACUUCAACUGGGGCUUCAUGCCACUGUGACGGAGGUUGCCUACUUGGUGAAAACGCCAGUCCUCACACAGAUGAAGAAGCAACAAAUAAAAACGCCGCCAUUUGGUGUUAACGUGCCAAGCGUUUAAGAUAUUAACCUCUGCUUUCCAACAGCCCUUUAAAAUCUGAGUGAAUUUACUGCUAAUGCAAAACCAAUAUUUCCUAAUGAUGUCGCUGAACACUAAAGGUCUUCCUCCUGCUAAUUGUGAAGCAGCUAAUAGACAUUCAAUGUAUCCAUCACCCAACAUGUCGUCACGGUAAUCGUUUAUCAAGCCGUGCUGUCCAGUGGAAAACUAUUUGCCACUGUGAAUCGUUGCAGGUCUGAUAUUGGCUGAUAGAAAAAUGCUUUUGUUUUUUUCAUCCGUCCUGCUGACUAAAUGGAGUGAGCGAGCAUCUUGCACACGGACACAACAGCUGGCCGAACAGGCAUUGCAGGAAUCGGGCUGUCGUCGCAGCUGGCGUUUCAGAGCUCCUCAUACGUUCAUUCGUUUUCCAAUUCGGGACAUCUGGCGAUCAUGUGACACUCUAUUCAGGAGCUGUACGGAGGCAGAAGAAAGUUCACCGGUUACCCGGUUAUCAAAAAGGCUCCGUUGAAAUCUGAUGAUGAUGAAGUUCAUCUCCCAGUCAGACCUGUUUGCCUCUCAGCGGAAACCUUAAGCCCCGUUCUGGAUGACUGGAGAGGGAUAAAUAAUCGACUGCGCUGCUUUUGUGCCCUUUGCCAACAGCACUCAAAAGAUGUAUUUCUAUAGCUAACCGUUUGUCAGGAGAGAGGGAGACACUCCCUUUUAAACUGAGCUAUUUUAUGUGUUUUUUUUUAAUAAAGUAUACCAUAAGUGGAGUGAAUGUUUUUGUUGGUGGAUUUCAAGGGUAAAUAAGAAGGACUGAAGGGAGGAGUUUGGGGUAAUUAGAAGUCAGGUCCGUUGGCCAGCGCUGACGGUCUGACCGGCCAGAGGUCCUGGUCAGAUUUCCCUGCUGUGUAGGGGAGCUGGAGGCGUGCCAGACAUUCCGUGUGUCACUUUCUGUACAGCCAGCCCACUUCUCUCUUUUUAUUUUGUAAUAUCCUUGUAGGAAAAAAAAAAAAGACUAGAAGGAAGUACUAUUCACUACUCGCUUGCUAUUUCUUCAUUUGGUUCCUUCAAACGGCUCAAGGAAGAAGGAAGGACUGUGUGUCAGUCCAGCACCGUGUAGUUUCUGUGUUUUAGUUUAAGAAACUCUGGCUCUUUUUGUGUGAAAAUGGACUGUCUUACAAUGCAGGAAGCAGCCGAGUACUGCAUGAAAAUGCAUCCCAUGUGGCAGGGACCCCUCGCGGUACCAGGAGGCGAUCGCCAGUCCCCCAUCGACAUCGUUGUGCGAAAGAGCGUCUUUGACUCAAAGCUGAAGCCCCUGGUCACCAAUUACGACCCGCAGACCUGCCAACAGAUCUGGAACAACGGCUACUCCUUUCUGGUCGAGUAUGAUGACACCACAGACAAGUCCACGCUGAAAGGAGGCCCCCUGCAAGACCAAUUCCGGUUGUGCCAGUUUCACUUCCACUGGGGUGAGAGCAACGCCUGGGGGUCAGAGCACACGGUGGACAGGAGGCUGUUCCCCGCAGAGCUCCACUUGGUCCACUGGAACUCUGACAAGUACAGUUUGUUUGAGGAGGCCGUGAUGGAGGACAACGGGCUGGCUGUCAUUGGAAUCUUUCUUAAGGUGGGAAAGCGUCACGAGGGGCUGCAGAAACUGGUAGACGCUCUGCCGGCUAUCAGACACAAGGACAGCGUAGUGGAGUUUACCAGGUUCGACCCUGCCUGCCUGUUACCCGCCAACACCGAUGACUACUGGACCUACCACGGCUCUCUGACCACGCCCCCUCUGACCGAGUCCGUCUCCUGGAUCGUCAUGAAGCAGCACAUAGAAGUCAGCCACGACCAGCUGGCGGUCUUCCGCAGCCUCCUCUUCACCUCGGCUGAGGAGGACGUACAGAAGAGCAUGGUGAACAACUUCCGCGUGCAGCAGUCCCUCUGCGGCCGCACCGUCCGCUCUUCCUUCACUCCUUUCCUCCAGGAGGCUGAAGGCGACAAGCACACUCACUGACGCUGCUGGAGCCAGUACUCCCAGUGACUCGGCUCCGCACUGAGGCCCAAACUACCUUUUUACUCUGUGAGCAACUCUCCACACUCCUUUUUACAAACAAACUGUCACGACACAAUGUUCCCCCAGAGGAUCUUUAGUGACACUUAGUGCUGUUUUUCUUUUCAAGGAGUGAACCGAUUUUCUUUUUUUUCUUCUUUUCUUACAAACCAGUUUCACAUGAAGGAUGCUGGGAAACUUUGGAUUUUUCAGAUUUUGGUUUGAGUACUUGCAGACCAUCAAACAAUAAGGGAAGGUUGCUGUGGGUGGGGGGAUAUGUAGCUUAAAUUACUUUAUUAUUAACAGGAAUUGUGUUUUAUUAUACGGGGACAUUCAGUUACUGUGCUCCACAGCACUGUGUGCUGGUCACAGUCGGUACUACAGCAGAGUCUGCUCUGACUUCCUCAUUACUUUGUUAUCUCUAGAAGAGUAGUGCAGCUGUUUACAGCAGACAGACUACACAAUACAUAACAUAAAGGUCUAAUAUCAUCAAGAGCUUUUUAAAAACAAACAAACACAAUUCAUGUGUGGUGGGUUGUUGGGUUUUUAUUAACUUUGUCAUCUAUACAUUAAUACGAUUUAGAAUGUAUGUUUUAUUUUUUAUCUGUUACAAAGAGAUUAUACUGUAUACAUGUUUUAAAGGAACUCUUACCGAGCCCUGGGGUUUCUACUACUAUUAACAUGUUACGAUUGCUCACACAGUUACAGUUGUUACAGUAGCACAAACGCACACAUGCAUUAUUCAGAUUGAAAGUAGCGUGUCGUUUCUUUUGUUCUUCUGUAGUUUCAUCUACCGUAACCACAGUGCCUUAAACCGGUAACUGACAGGACUUUCAGGUCGGCUGAUUGAUUCAAGUCUCGAUCAGUCUGUCCGGUUUGGUUGGCUUUCUGAUGGGCUGACGUUAAUCAAAGAUAGGAUGAGAUUUAAAUGUCACUGUUUUGGUUCGAGGAAAGGGCCGAAAGAGUACCGAGGACUGUAACUGAUUGUAUGCAUUUUCCAUCGGAAUGUGAAGGACGCUACCAUGAGUCGCCGUGGUAGGGCUGGAUAAAACAAGGUGACUAGAGUGGGACCAACGGCCCACAGCAGCCUCGCGUAUCGUCUCGCUGGUGUCGACAAAUCUGGAUUUAUCGGGGCUCUCGCCCUCCAUAACUCGCUCAGGACUAUGAAGUGUGUUGCUGGGGUUUAACUGCCAUAUACCGCCUAAGUCAAAUUGUCAUCUAGUACUGCAGCUGCUGUUAGAAAAUUGGGAAUGUUUGUGAUUUUAGUUCUGCCAAACAACUUUGAAAAAACUACAGCUCCCGAAGAAAAUGUACAAGGGCCCCCACCUUCCACAGCAUUCAUUGUUAUUCCAGACUUGCCUGAGAUGAGUGCUUGUGGGACAUGGUGUUUGUUAAAGGCCACUAUAAUAUAUUAUGGUAAAUAAACAAAGAUUUUAGGUAUUUAUACCAAACAGGAUUAUUAGUUUGCAUAUAGUGUCAAAGGAAAGUUCCUUUUUGCCUGCAGCUCUGUCAGCAACACCUAAUGUACCUAAUCCAGAGCGCCCGCAACUCUGUGUGUGUGUGGAUCCACCUAAUCCAACAACGCUGCACACAAAAGAUCGAGAGCCGGAUUAUGUAAUCUUGCAUCGUGUAAGUAUGGCAGACCGCCAGCGUUGGCUCACCCGAUGAACCUCCUCACUAUGCAGCAUGAAUAUGAAAAGAGAGAAGUGAAAAAGCUAGGAGGAAGGGGGA
Messenger RNA from Cyclopterus lumpus (lumpfish), 4450 nucleotides. It is a transcript of the gene ca5a, whose product is annotated as carbonic anhydrase Va. The coding region runs from base 1841 to 2683 and encodes 280 amino acids. Lineage: Eukaryota; Metazoa; Chordata; Actinopteri; Perciformes; Cyclopteridae. The record is from RefSeq and is a predicted model, not a curated record. Gene Ontology annotation, molecular function: zinc ion binding; carbonate dehydratase activity. The transcript is spliced from 7 exons. Gene Ontology annotation, cellular component: mitochondrion; cytoplasm.